Molecule: messenger RNA, 618 nt
Organism: Prorocentrum cordatum
Lineage: Eukaryota; Dinophyceae; Prorocentrales; Prorocentraceae
Source: the annotation of a GenBank genome assembly
AUGACGCUCACCCGCGGCACAGCGGUGCUAACGAUUGUGAUGCUGCGAAUGAUGGAGUUCUGCAUGAUCUUCCAAUUCGUGGCUCAGAAGUUCGAGCCAUUGAGGAUGACCAUCCUGAAGAACCCCUGCAUGAUGACGUUCAUGCUGUCCUACCGCCUGGAGUGGCUGACGCUGCACGCCCCGAACACCCCGAAGCUCAUCUGCAUGACUGUCCUCGCGCCGCCCCGGCUGGAGCGGCUGCCGAUGUUUAUCUCAACCAUCUCGCUCAAACUCUUCAUGAUGAUGCUCUGCACGAAGCUGCUCCUGCCACCCCUCGGUAUGCUCCUGCUCCCGCCGCUGCUGGUGGCAAGCCUUUCCCGCUCCAACACGUUUUGCACGAACCUGCUCUCACCGAUCUUCGGCACGCUCCUGCCAGUGCCGCUACUGGUGGCGAACAUACGCACCAACGUCUUCUUCAACAUGCACAUGAUGCUGGUGGGGACCCCGCCGGUGCUCAAGAGGGCCCCGAAUCGGCCGCUGGUGGUGCUCCUGACGCCCUGCACGAUCCUGUGCACAUUGUUCUGCAUGCUCGUCCCGUUCCUUAAUCUGAAUUCGUCGCCAGACUGGUGGCCUGCAUGA